This is a messenger RNA of Camelina sativa (false flax), 1146 nucleotides long. The record is from RefSeq and is a predicted model, not a curated record. Lineage: Eukaryota; Viridiplantae; Streptophyta; Magnoliopsida; Brassicales; Brassicaceae.
AUGUAUUAUCCACCAGCAACAUCAUCAGCACGUCCUGGCCCAGCCAACCGGAAAACACCUGAGAGAAGCGAGGAGACAGGAGUGGGGACGGAUCAACAAAAUCAGGAUGCAUCACAUGACAUGGAGCAGUUCGAGGUCGGAAACAGUUUAAGAAACGAAGCGAGUGAAAGUGAAGAAGAAGACGAAGCUCCAAGACGAUCAAGACAUGGAGAAGGAAAGAAGCGUCUGUUUGUCAAUUCUUACUACGCUGUGUCCUCCACGAUCCGGUCGCGGUUUACAAUCGCUUUCUGCGGCGCUUCACAAGCCAAGGUUAAUGACUGGCGUUUAAUCGUCUUCUCGUCUUCCUACGAAGAUGAGAAAUCUUCUUCUUUGGCAACCACUUUCCAUAUGACAAUACCUUCAGUGUACUUGUCUAACGCCUCCUCCUGUCAAUCUGUUCAUGGCUUAAUCGGGUGUACUAGCAGUGGUCCAUUCUUUGUCUGUAACCCCAACACCAACAAUUUCACUAUCCUACCAUGUGCCGGGGCACGCACAUCCUGGGGAUACGAUCCUGUUGGAGAUCAAUUCAAAGCAUUGACCAUGGUGUCUUAUCCUCAUCAGCCUCAUGAUUCUCUACUUUACGAGGUUUUAACACUUGGAGGAGGAGAAUCUUCAUGGACACGCAAUACGUUCACCAGCCCGCCUCAUUUCACUGUUACCAACUCAAAAUGUAUCAAUGGUUUCGUGUAUUAUGCUGCUUGGACCCCAACCCGAACUAAAAAUCCGGUGAUUGUGUGUUUUGAUGUUAGAUAUGAGAGGCUGAGCUUUGUCAAAGCGCCUAUGGCUGUUGUUUGCUGGGAGGGUGAAUCUAUUCUCAUAGAAUACAAAGGCAAGCUAGCUUCCAUUGCAAGACACCCUCAUGCUGAUUUCCGUAGGUUUGAUUUAUGGAUACUGGAAGAUGCGACGACACAUGAUUGGUCCCAGCAAACAUUUGAGCUUCCUUUCUCUUUGGGGAUGGGUAGGAAUAUCACUUCCCCGGGGACCAACAAGGCUGGUGAAAUCAUUUUUGCACCAAAACGCCUCUCAUAUGAUGUUCAGCCAUACUACAUAUUUUACUACAAUGGCCCUGUUCUUUUCUAUGUCGCUAGCGACAGCUCCGGCGACUGA